This is a messenger RNA of Suncus etruscus (white-toothed pygmy shrew), 2503 nucleotides long. It is a transcript of the gene USP27X, whose product is annotated as ubiquitin specific peptidase 27 X-linked. The coding region runs from base 87 to 1670 and encodes 527 amino acids. The transcript has a single exon. Gene Ontology annotation, biological process: protein deubiquitination. Gene Ontology annotation, molecular function: zinc ion binding; cysteine-type deubiquitinase activity. The record is from RefSeq and is a predicted model, not a curated record. Lineage: Eukaryota; Metazoa; Chordata; Mammalia; Eulipotyphla; Soricidae.
CCAGGUCCCGUCCCCGACGCCAUCCUGGAGGUGAAUGCCUGGAUGUGGAUUUUACUCCGGGUCCCCCAGGCUGUUCCCAUGUGAACAUGUUUAAGGCGGGAGAGAAUUGGAGGCAGGAGCUGAGGGUGAUCUACCAGUGCUUCGUGUGGUGUGGAACCCCAGAGACCAGGAAAAGCAAAGCAAAGUCGUGCAUCUGCCAUGUGUGCAGCACCCAUUUGAACAGACUCCACUCCUGCCUUUCGUGCGUUUUCUUUGGCUGCUUCACAGAGAAACAUAUUCAUGAGCACGCCAAGACAAAACAACACAAUUUAGCCAUAGACCUUUAUUAUGGAAGUAUAUACUGCUUUAUGUGUAAGGACUAUGUGUAUGACAAAGACAUAGAGCAAAUUGCCAAAGAAGAGCAAGGAGAGGCCUUGAAAUUGCAAGCCUCCUCCUCGGCUAACUUUUUUCACUUGCAGUGUUUCGUGCCAGGCUUUGGUGAGAGAUAUCCAACCUGGGAGACAACCAGACCCGAGUUUGAACUCCUGGGACACAACCCCAGGAGAAGAAGAAUCACCUCCAGCUUCACCAUUGGUUUAAGAGGACUGAUCAAUCUUGGCAACACCUGUUUUAUGAACUGCAUUGUCCAAGCCUUGACUCACACACCGAUACUGAGAGAUUUCUUCCUCUCAGAUAGGCACCAAUGUGAAAUGCCCAGUCGGGAGUUAUGUCUGGUCUGUGAAAUGUCUUCACUCUUUCGGGAGUUGUAUUCAGGUAACCCAUCUCCUCAUGUUCCUUAUAAACUGCUGCAUUUGGUGUGGAUUCAUGCACGGCACUUAGCAGGGUACAGGCAGCAGGAUGCUCAUGAAUUCCUCAUUGCAGCACUAGAUGUCUUGCACAGGCACUGCAAAGGUAAUGAAAUGGGCAAAGCAGCCAACAAUCCCAACCACUGCAACUGCAUCAUAGACCAAGUCUUCACUGGUGGCCUGCAAUCUGAUGUCACCUGCCAAGCUUGCCAUAAUGUGUCUACCACUAUAGACCCAUGUUGGGACAUCAGUUUGGAUUUGCCUGGCUCUUGCACCUCCUUUUGGCCCCUGAGCCCAGGGAUGGAAAGCAGUGUGAAUGGGGAAAGUUAUAUACCAGGAAUCCCCACUCUCACAGACUGCCUGCUAAGGUUCACAAGGCCAGAGCAUUUAGGAAGCAGUGCCAAAAUUAAAUGCAGUAAUUGCCAAAACUACCAGGAAUCCACCAAACAACUGACAAUGAAGAAAUUACCUGUUGUUGCCUGUUUUCAUUUCAAACGGUUUGAACAUUCAACCAAACAGAGGCGCAAGAUCACUACAUACAUAUCCUUUCCUCUUGAGCUUGAUAUGACACCAUUCAUGGCCUCAAGUAAAGACAACAGACUGAAUGGACAGUUGCAGCUGCCAGCUAACAGUGGAAAUGAUGAGAAUAAGUAUUCCUUGUUUGCAGUUGUUAAUCACCAAGGAACACUAGAGAGUGGUCACUAUACCAGCUUUAUACGGCACCACAAGGACCAGUGGUUCAAGUGUGAUGAUGCUGUCAUCACUAAGGCCAGUAUUAAGGAUGUGCUGGAUAGUGAAGGAUAUUUGUUGUUCUAUCACAAACAAGUCCUGGAAUAUGAGGCCGAAAAAAGUGAAAGAAAUGAAUAUACAAGCCUACUGAAAUAACACACUUUGAUGACUGAUAGCAAUAUCCAUACUAUAACUGGCAUUGAGAUGUAAAGGACCUACUUGUUUGGCCCAUGGGUGGGCCUGACAAUAAAAAAUGAACAGUAUCCAGUGUCUGAAAGGUCCUGAGUGGAAGGAAAGAAGAGAAAGGCUCUAGGUAGUAAGUCACUGAAAGGAAGAGCUAAAUGGGAAGAGGGAAGAAGGCUAUGGGUGAGGAAGGCAGGAGCAGAAAAACCUGACAUUGGUACAUAUCCUCUAUUUCUCUAAAAGAUUGUGUGGAAAAGUGUUGGGUGGGAGGUGGGUAGUGCGGGAGAGUGUGCCCUUGUAACUGUAAAACAUCUUCUCCAUGGGUUUUUCAGCUUUAAUUGACCAAUCACAUAACAGUUCUAUGUUAAACGUGGAAGAAAAGUUUAUACAAAUUUAGCCCAUUGCAUACAUAUAUAGUUUUGAGAGUGGAAAGGGGGAGAAGAUGGGGAUAUUUCAUUGACAAACACCUUUACCAGUUUCUUUGUGUUUGUGAUUUUUGUGCUGUUAAAUGCAAUAUUUUUGGAUAAAGCAAAGCCCACAUGGGCUAGUGAAAAUGGUGAAAAGAAAGGGGCUUGUAGAGGGGAAACACUUGCUCCCAAAUUAGUAAAGAAGACAAAUGCUGUAAGAUAAGCAAUCACCACAGACAGACCGCAGCUAAGAGUGUAGUGUGUGUGAGUGUCUGUGUUUUAAAAGCUAUGUGAUAUACUUGAGCAAAUCAAUGUCUUCUUUGCAAUUGUUCUCAUUUGUACAAUGCAGGUAAUUCCUUACAUUAAAGUGUUACAUUAAAGAAUAAAUUAUAUAAAUUG